Molecule: messenger RNA, 1734 nt
Organism: Aspergillus terreus NIH2624
Lineage: Eukaryota; Fungi; Ascomycota; Eurotiomycetes; Eurotiales; Aspergillaceae
Product: putative succinyl-CoA synthetase subunit alpha
Exons: 7
Coding region: 1-1734 (577 amino acids)
Biological process (GO): tricarboxylic acid cycle
Cellular component (GO): succinate-CoA ligase complex (ADP-forming); mitochondrion
Molecular function (GO): succinate-CoA ligase (ADP-forming) activity; succinate-CoA ligase (GDP-forming) activity
Source: RefSeq, a predicted model, not a curated record
AUGCCACAGAUAUCCUCCCUCGCAGCGCGGACGCGGAGAAUCAUCCCGGCAGCGGGAAACCGUCUCGCCCGCUUUUCCACAUCCUCGCGGAGCUACGACUAUGCCGACACGCUCCCUAACCUGAAGAUUGGCGCCCACACACGCGUACUGUUCCAGGGAUUCACAGGUACGAGCGCACCGACGGCUACGGCCAACGUGAAAGAAUCCCUAGCGUGGGGGACCAAAAUCGUAGGAGGCGUCAAACCCGGCGUCGAAGGUGAACACCUGGGACUCCCUGUCUUCCCUUCUGUGAAAGCCGCCCAGGAAAAAGCCAGACCCGAUGCGUCUGCAAUCUACGUCCCCGGGAACCAGACGGCUCAAGCCAUUGAAGAGGCCGUCGAGGCGGAGAUCCCCCUAGUCGUGGCGGUCGCCGAGCACGUCCCCAUCCACGACAUGCUCCGGAUCCACUCCAUGCUUAAAACGCAGUCCAAAACACGUCUGGUCGGGGCGAAUUGCCCCGGGAUCAUCUCCGCCAUUGGCAAGUGUCGCAUAGGAUUCCAGCCACUGCCCUGUUUUGCGCCAGGAAAAGUAGGCAUCGUUGCGAAGUCCGGCACGCUCAGCUAUGAGACGGUGGCGUCGACAACGCGGGCCGGUCUGGGACAGAGUCUUUGCAUUAGCAUGGGAGGCGACGUCCUCGCCGGAACGAACUUUGUGGAUGCGUUGAAAAUCUUCGAGGACGACCCCGAUACGGAGGGUAUGAUCAUUGUCGGGGAGAUUGGCGGCACGGCCGAGAUGGACGCGGCCGAGUGGAUCAAAGAUUACAACCGCAGGACCGCCAAUCCAAAACCCAUCAUGGCCCUUGUCGGCGGACUGUAUGCUCCUUCGGGACGUAUUAUGGGCCAUGCUGGCGCCUGGACCGCCAUUGGCGAGCCGGGCCCAGAAGAGAAAUACCAGGCGCUCGAGCGUGCCGGAGCUGUCAUGGUCAACCAUCCGGAGAAAUUCGGCGAACGCAUGAAGACGCUCUUGGCCAGUCGAUCUCGUGCUUCGGGUGCAGUAGCUACUUCCAAUGCCGCGGGUCAAAGACGGGGCCUGCAUACGAUGAGACGGGUUAUUCCACGGAGACAAGGAAUGUUUCCCCAGAAUCAGAAGCGGUCCCUCUUCGUCAAGCAGUUCCAAGCUCUCGAUAUGCUGAGGGAGAAGUCUAUUCCCGUCCGCGAGGCCACACCCGCAGAGUCCGAUAUCUACCUCAACCUCACUGUGGAUCGGACAGCCUUGUCGCCCUGUAUCCUUGCCUCAACAAGUGCCGACUUUACGCCAGCCGCGACCAGCCGGUUUCCGUUCCCCUAUGCCACGACACAGUUCACGGAUGGGGAGAAUUCAAUUGUGGAAGCAGUCGCAUCGCACCUGCAGCUCCCCCCAUCGGCGAAAGGAAGACUGGCCGAGCUGAUCCAAGCGCUGUGGGAGAUCUUCAAGGAGAAGGAAGCCUAUCUUCUGGAGGUCCGUACGAUUUCUGUGGAUGGUGCAUUCGAAGUGCGUGGAGCACGAUUUGGGUUCGACGACGCCGCAUUCCGCAGCUCCGGACGGCAAGAAGAGGUGCACCGUCUGCGCCAGCUGGAGGAGGAAGUCCACGAGGAGGUAGAAGCCGAGAAGGACGGCAUCGUUUACGUGAAACUCGACGGCGAGGGCAGCAUCGGAACCCUAGGUAAGAUACCCACGCCCUCCGUCCAGUUGCAUACUAAGACGAACAAACAGUGA